AAUGGGCUCUUUGGAACAUAUAGUGGUUAUAAUACACGAAGUGCUGGUUUUCCUACCUACUAAUAUACAGUUAGAUUGCAAUCUGCAAUAUUAUUUUGGUAAUGGAUAUAUCCUUUGUUUACAGCCAUUACAUGUUUCAGUUUUUUUACUGGUCUUCACUAAGCAACUUUUGCUGCUUAGUUGUCACCUGCAUCAGAAGGCAGAGAAUAACUUAACUUUACAUGAGAUAGGUGAGCCCAAUUUUAUUGAAACAAUAUUUUCCACUUGCAAUUUUGUAUUCAGAUUAACUAAAGGUUGUCCCCAAUAUUUUCUCUUCUCAGUAUAGCUUUCAGAGGUGAAAAGAGAAAAAGGAGAAAUAAAAGGAGGUAGCAGAUCACUCUGCAUUUCAAGUUGCUGACCUAGCCUAAUCAACAUGUCAAAUGUCAGACGUGUAUUGAGUUUGAUGUACUAACCACUACAACUUAUUGAAUAAGUAUGAAUUGGGUUUUUUACCAUUAACAUUUAACUGCUGCAAUGGAUAAGUACAAAUGAGGAUAUUUAGUAUUAACAUAUUACUAUCUUUUAUAGACACUUGUAUCAGUCUAUCUCCAUUACAGGUGUAACUUCUGUUGGUUUGUUGAUAUCACAAAAGGUAAAAGAAAAAGUCGCCUUAACUAUAAGUCUGUAACUGUACAAUAUGGCAUAUGGUUCAGGUAAUAUAUCUGUAAAGCUUUACAAAAUAUCUCCAAAUACCAAUCUAAUUUGUUGUCCAGAAUUUAAUCUUACUAAAGGAUAUCUUAAUGACUGAUAGGAGUUAGGACUUUAUCCAAUUUGGUAUGUUUUCUGGAGCUAUAUAAAUUUAGAUAAUUGCUUAUGGAACAAGUUUUCUGUAGUAGUAGAUGUUGUUCAAAUGAUCUGCAGUGCUCUACGAGUAAAUGGCUUUGUUCUUUAUUUUUGCUAAUAAGGGGUUGAAAGCAUGGCUGCACCAGUACUUUCUUUGAAAUUUAAAGGACAUGAACGCAUUUGUGGUACUCAACAGUUUGAUUCUCUAAUUUGACUCGGUCUCAUUAUGCAAUUGUUGUAAAUUGGGCAUGACCCAAGCUGUAUAAAAAGAGAAGGCAACUCGCCAUCAUGUACUUUUUGUUUAUUAUCCCCCAGUGCAGAAUAUAUACUUCAUUCCCGAACAUUUGAGUCAUCUACUAUCUUGCAAUAUCACUCUUCCUCUCCCUCCAGCUCUUUUGACUUGAGCGCAAUCCUCUCCAUUCCACUCUCCUGCAAGGCAGUCCCAUGCCUGAAGUCCAGAAAGUCCUUUGGUCAUGUGCUGCUCUUUCCACUCUGAGAAGCAGCAGCCACGAGACUAUUAAACCAAGGGAACAUCUGUUACGGUUCCUUGGCGGAGGCAGCAGCGCUGGCUGCCUUAGGAUGGGUGGUAUCACCGAUCAUCACCAAGUUCAUCAACCGCGCCUCAACCUACCUUGGCAAGGACAUGGUGUGUGAGCUCCAAGAACUGGAGGCCACCAUCCUGCCACAGUUUCAGCUGGUGAUCGAAGCAGCCGAGAAGAGUCCCCAUAAGGGCAAGAUCGAAAGGUGGCUGCGCAAACUGAAAGCAGCUUUCUAUGACACUGAAGAUGUGCUGGAUGAGCUCGAGUAUGACAUCCUCAAGCGUGUAGCAGAGAAAGGCGCACAAGCAUCGUUGAUGGUUGCCUCCUCUAAUUCCGUUCCAAAGCCUCUGCAUGCUGCAUCCAACAAGAUGUCCAAUUUGCGCCCUAAGAACAGGAAGCUAAUCAGCAAGCUCGAAGAACUGAAGGAAAUCUUGGUGGAAGCUAAGGCUUUUCACGAUCAGCUUGGCAUACAAGCUGGCAAUUCGACAGAACUUAUGGUCACAGCACCCAUCAGGCCUAACACCACCACUUCCUUUUCCUCAUCAAAUGUUGUUGGUCGCGACGAGGAUCGUGAUCGUAUAAUUGAUAUUCUCUGUAAGCCUGUGAAUGCCGGAGGUAGCAUGGCUAGGUGGUACUCAUCUCUGGCAAUUGUUGGAGUUGGUGGUAUGGGAAAAACUACACUAGCUCAGCAUGUCUACAAUGAUGAAAGGGUGGCUCAGUAUUUUGAUGCCAGGAUUUGGGUCUGCAUCUCGCGCAAACUUGAUGUGCAUCGUCACACGCAAGAGAUCAUUGAGUCCGCUGGAAAGGGCGAGUGCCCACGUAUUGGCAAUCUCGAUACCCUUCAGUGCAAAUUAAGGGACAUAUUGCAAGAAUCAGAGAAGUUCCUGCUAGUGUUGGAUGAUGUUUGGUUUGACGAAUCCAAAAGUGAGACAGAGUGGGACUGGGAGCAACUGUUAGCUCCUAUAGCUUCUCUGCAGAGGGGAAGCAAAAUUCUAGUAACGUCCCGCCGGAAUGCACUUCCAGCUGUUCUUGACUGCAAGAAAAUUUUUCCUCUGGAAAGCUUGAAAGAUACUGAUUUCUUGACAAUCUUCAAAAGCCAUGCCUUUUCUGGAGCUGAAACCAGUGAUCCUUGGCUGCGCGAGAAGCUAGAGAUUGCCAAGAAGAUCUCCAGAAGGCUUGGACAAUCACCGUUGGCAGCAAAAGCUGUCGGUUCUCAGUUGAGCAGGAAAAAGGAUAUAGCUACAUGGAGAGCUGCUUUAAAGAAUGGCAACUUAAGCGAGACUAGAAAAGCUCUAUUGUGGAGUUAUGAGAAGUUAGAUCCACGUCUUCAGAGGUGCUUUCUGUAUUGCAGCUUAUUUCCAAAAGGUCACCAGUAUGAAAUUGAUGAGUUGGUUCACCUUUGGGUGGCGGAGGGAUUAGUUGAUUCAUGCUACCAGAAUAACAGAAUGGAAGAUAUUGGCAGAGAUUAUUUCAAUGAGAUGGUGUCUGGAUCUUUCUUUCAACCAGUUUCUAAAACAUAUGUGGGUACACGGUAUAUUAUGCACGAUCUCCUCCAUGAUUUGGCAGAGGCACUAUCUAAAGAAGAUUGCUUCAGGUUAGACGAUGAUAAGGUGAAAGAAAUGCCAUCCACUGUUCGGCAUCUGUCUGUCUGUGUUCAGAGUAUGACACUGCAUAAGCAAAGUAUCUGCAAGCUACAUCAUUUGCGCACUGUUAUCUGUAUUGACCCACUCACGGAUGAUGGAACCGAUAUUUUCAAUGAGGUAGUGCGGAAACUGAAGAAGUUGCGUGUACUAUAUUUGUCAUUUUACAACACUACCAAUUUGCCUGAAUCCAUUGCAGAGCUCAAUCACCUUCGGUAUUUGAAUAUCAUCAAAACGUUUAUUUCUGAACUACCAAGAUCAUUGUGUACUCUGUACCACUUACAGCUACUUCAGUUAAACAAUAAAGUUAAGAGCUUGCCCCACAGACUCUGCAAUUUAAGCAAGUUACGGCACCUUGAAGCAUACGACAAUAGAAUAGAUAUAUUGAUCAAAGCAGAUUUGCCUCAAAUUCCUGACAUUGGCAAGCUAAGUUCGCUCCAACAUAUGAAUGACUUUUACGUGCAAAAGCAGAAGGGAUACGAGUUACGACAAAUGAGGGACAUGAAUGAGCUUGGUGGCAAUUUGAGAGUCAGAAAUCUUGAGAAUGUCUAUGGGAAAAAUGAAGCCUUAGAGGCGAAGCUGCAUCAGAAAACUCGACUUAAAGGCCUGCAUCUUUCCUGGAAACAUAUGGGUGACAUGGAUAUAGAAGGUGUUUCACAUUUCGAGAUUCUAGAAGGCCUGAUGCCGCCACCUCAAUUGGAGCGCCUUACAAUCGAAGGUUACAAAUCCGCCAUGUAUCCAAGCUGGUUACUUGAUGGCUCCUAUUUUGAAAAUCUAGAAUCUUUUAGGCUUGUUAAUUGCAGUGAGCUCGGAAGCCUACCUUCCAAUACGGAGCUCUUUGGGCGCUGCAUGGCACUAACCCUUUGGGAUGUCCCAAAUGUGAAGACAUUAUCUUUUCUUCCAGAAGGUCUCACAAGCCUAUCAAUUGACAGGUGCCCACUGCUUCUGUUUAGUACUAACAAUGAGCUGGAACAUCAUGAUCAUAGUGAGAGUUCUAUGAGGACGGAUCACCUGGCAAAACAUGUUUUAAUCGCGGAGGCAGGUUCUGGUUCAGACACUAGGAGCGCACUGUUGUCAGAACAUUCAUCUAUGAAGCAGUUGGCAACAUUGAUGUGUGCGGAUAUAUCGGAAAAUCUUCAAACCAUUAAAAGCAAUUUAGAAAAAGAGAGAGAUGAAGCAUUGGUGAAAGAAGACACCAUUGAAGCAUGGUUGUGUUGCCACAAGGAGAGGAUGAGAUUCAUUUAUUCAGCGAAGAGUGGGCUGCCGUUGGUUCCACCAUCAGGACUUUGCGAACUCUAUCUUUCUUCAUGCAGUAUUACAGAUGGAGCUUUAGCUCUUUGCAUUGGUGGCCUCACUUCACUUAGAGAAUUGAGCUUAACAAACAUUAUGACUUUAACUACGCUUCCAUCGGAAGAGGUCCUCCAACAUCUGGCCAAUCUCAAUUUCUUGGCCAUUCGUUCCUGUUGGUGUAUCAGAUCGUUGGGGGGCUUGCGAGCUGUCUCUAUUAAAGAAAUGAGAUUGUUUUCCUGCCCUUCUUUAGAGUUGGCAUGUGGCGCAGAGUUUAUACCAUUGUCCCUUAGGAGACUAUGUAUAUACAGGUGCGUUGUUGGAGCCGACUUCUUCUGUGGUGAUUGGCCGCAGAUGAGGGAAAUUCUCUUAUGCCAGUGCAGAAGCUCUGCGUCCUUGCAUGUUGGUGGCCUAACCUCCCUUGAAUUAUUCGCACUAUAUCACUUGCCAGAUUUGUGCGUGCUGGAAGUCUCGUCAUCCCCUCGACUUCACCAGGUGCAUUUGAUAAAUGUUCCGAAGCUUACUGCCAAGUGUAUCUCACAGUUCCGUGUCCAGCAUUCACUCCAUAUUAGCAGUUCUCUGAUUCUCAACUACAUGCUAUCUGCUGAAGCUUUCGUACUUCCAGCAUAUCUCUCUCUUGAAAGGUGCAAGGACCCAUCCAUUUCAUUUGAAGAAUCUGCAAUUUUCACAUCUGUCGAGUGGCUGAGAUUAUCUAAGUGUGAAAUGAGAUCACUACAAGGAAAUAUGAAGUGCCUAUCCAGUCUAAAGAAACUCGAUAUCUAUGAUUGCCCCAACAUAUCAUCUCUACCAGAUCUACCGUCUUCCCUCCAGCAUAUAUGCAUAUGGAAUUGCAAACUCUUGGAGGAGAGCUGCCGAGCACCUGAUGGAGAAAGCUGGCCAGAUUUUAAGAUUGCCCAUAUCCGCUGGAAGGAAUUCAGAUGAAUUGUGCAUCAGAAUCACAACUACACAACAGUGGUUGCGUUGGUUGCUUGGUUAGUCUGAAGGAGAGGAAAAACCGGGUCUUUGAUUGUGGUGCCAAAUCCUGGCCGCGGCUAUUCGCUAAAAUUGCAGAAGAAGCAAAGCAAUGGAGCUUGGCCGGCCGGCCAAUUGUAGAGUUAGUACUACCAAGCAGUCUCUUUUCGUCGUAGGUCGUUUUCCAUACUUUGGGAGAUAUUGCUUUGUGUCUGUUCCAGCCUCUUGGUGUUCUGUAAACUCUCCUAUGAAAUCUUAAUACGAAUUAAUGGUGUGCACUGUUCAUACGCAUUCCCAAUAAAAGAAUCACAACUGCACCGGAACGGAAAAUUGAAGGUUC
This is a messenger RNA of Oryza sativa Japonica Group (Japanese rice), 5600 nucleotides long. RefSeq names its product putative disease resistance RPP13-like protein 1. The record is from RefSeq and is a predicted model, not a curated record. Gene Ontology annotation, molecular function: ADP binding. Lineage: Eukaryota; Viridiplantae; Streptophyta; Magnoliopsida; Poales; Poaceae. Gene Ontology annotation, biological process: defense response to other organism.